Molecule: messenger RNA, 1800 nt
Organism: Zingiber officinale
Lineage: Eukaryota; Viridiplantae; Streptophyta; Magnoliopsida; Zingiberales; Zingiberaceae
Exons: 5
Coding region: 1-1047 (348 amino acids)
Biological process (GO): transmembrane transport
Cellular component (GO): vacuolar membrane
Molecular function (GO): xenobiotic transmembrane transporter activity; antiporter activity
Source: RefSeq, a predicted model, not a curated record
AUGGGGCUCAUUAAAUGCCUUCCUAUGAUCGAGUGCCACGUGGCGCUGUUGACAUCAUCGCACGACCGCCGCCUUACGCCCGACGCGAUGUUCACCGGCGACCUUCACACUACCCUCGAAGAUGAGAACGAGGAGGAGGUGCCAAAGAAUGGGGAGGAUUUCGAUUUUGACGGAGCCGUGGUGGAGAAGGCAGCCGGCGCGAUCGGGGUCAAAUUAGGGUUCCAUGGGAAGGGACAGGGAGAGGGAUUGGGUGAUCGAACUCAUUGUUCUCUGGCUCCUUCCUCAACGCCAACGACCAGUCGGACGCGGUCGCGAAGGUGGGCCGAAUCUACUCCCGCGGCCUCCUGCCUCAGCUCAUCUCCUUCACCCUUUAUUACCCAAUGCGACGAUUCCUAUAGGCUCAAAACAUCAUCAACCCCAUGGCCGUCAUCGACGUCGCCGUCCUCCUCUUCCAUAUCCUCAUCUCCUAGCUUGCCGUCUUUGUCCUUGACUUCGACCUCCUCGGCGCCUCCAUCACUCUCAGCAUCCCUUGGUGGGUGCUCGUCCUCUCCACUUGGCUCUACAUCAUCCUCAUCCCUUCCUACAGGACCACCUGGACUGACCUCUCUAUUAAGGUCUUCACCGACAUCUGGCUCUUUUUCAAACUCACUGUUUCAUCAACCAUCAUGCUCGUGUAAGUCAACCCUCCAACUUUCUCCCCCUCUCUUCCUCUUCCCCCUCGCUCAAACUCACAUUCAUCAUAGCUUGGAGAUUUGGCACAUCCAAGGUUUCGUGCUGAUCACAGGCUACCUCCUAAAUCCAGAAAUCUCACUCAAUGUCAUAUCUAUCUGUGCAAAUUAUUGGAAUUGGGACUUCAUGAUCAUGCUCGGCUUGAGCAAUGCCGCAAGUGUGAGGAUAGGGAAUGAGUUGGGGGCUGCUCAUCCUCGAGUCGCUAAGUUUGCAGUCCUUGUUAUGGUGACGACCAACUUGAUCCUUAGCUUGAUCAUCAGUGUGUUGGUCCUCAUACUGCACACGCUCUUGCGCAAGCUCUACACCAGCAAUCAUUAAUCUAACUCCUCUACUUUCCAUCUCCAUUUUCUUGAAUGGAGGUUUGCCAAUUCUGUCUAGUACAACAUUGAUCUAAAAUUCUAUAAUUAUUUUUUUUAAUGGACGACUAGCUUCAAGUGUUCACGAGGAUGGAUGAUGUAGGAGUUGCUAUUGGAAGUGGGUGGCAAGGCAUAGUGGCUUAUGUAAAUGUGGGUGCAUAUUACCUGAUUGGACUUCCCAUCGACAUUGUUUUUAGAUUCAAGUAGUUUAGCUACUACUGUAAGUGAAAACUAAGAUUUAAAUUACUCUUUUGAUCUGUUUUGAUUUAGGAAAAAUAUUAAACAAUUGUUUUUGAUGCUGCUGUGGCUCAAGGAAUAUGGUGGGGAUUGAUCAUUGGAGUCUUUGUUCAAACGAUCUCUCUCAUCGUCUUAAUUGUCAGGACAAACUGAAACAGAGAAGUUCUCAAACUGUUGCUCACUCAUGAAACACUUUUUUUUCAUAAAAAAAUAUCAAAAUUUUCAUUUCUGAAAAUGGUGAUAGAAUUUUUUCCCUCUUUUAGCCUAAUGAAAUAGGACAUAUGAGAAUGACCUCUGUUUGCAAGUGGACAAAGCGAUCAAACGCUUGAAGCAUACUGUUGAUGAAGAUACUUUAGCGAUAGUCGAGGACAUCAAGUGACUAGUCAGCAAAAUUCUUUACACACCUACAAGGUAGAAAAUCUGCAAAAGCUUGGUGAAGAUGAAGAAUAUGCUCGAAUUAUGGCAAGACUAGAAGAAC